AUGGAAACAUUUGACGACAUCGAAACGCAGAAUCAUGACGAACAUGCAGACGAUGAUGAAACUCUCUCAUACGUCACUCCCACAAAACAUGAGCUGAGUUUGAAUGGCAACGAUAGCUUGAAUACAACCAAAAAGAAGCCAUGGCUAGUCACCCACUUGUCGCUAACACGAGAAGAUUCUCCUCUGCUGCUGGAUCCAUCGAAACCAUGGAAACCAUCGAAACCAUCUCGUAGUAGUAGGAAGGGACAUGGACCACCCUGUGCUGCCAUAUUAUGCAGGCUUUGGAAGUCAUACCAGAAGAGCAUUGAUGAUUAUCCAUUAAUCACGAAAUCCUUGACUUCAGCCGUUCUGACAGCCUCAGGAGAAGUCAUUUCGCAACUCAUUGUUAGUUUCCAAACGUUUGACGCAAAGCAAAUGUGGGAAUUCUUUUUCCUCGGACUCGUUCUGCAAGCACCAGUGACGCACUAUUAUUACGUGCUAUUGGAUCGAGAGCUUCCGCCGACUUCCAAUCCAUGGACGUGGACAACUUUUGUCAAGCUUCUCAUUGAUCAAUUGCUAUUUGCUCCAUCAUUUCUGUUUGCAGUGUUCCUAUUUUUGGAUACACUAGAAGGCCUUGGUCUGAAGGCGAUGAUGUUGCACCUGCAAAAGGAUUUCGGCAUGACGCUCGUGACAAAUUGGAAGCUUUGGGUACCAGCCACUUUGAUCAACUUGGCAUUGGUACACCCGCCCUAUCGUGUCCUAUACAACAAUAUCAUCUUCUUUGUAUGGUCCAUCAUUCUGGCAAUGCUUCUACUGCCACCAAACGAAUGA
This is a messenger RNA of Cylindrotheca closterium, 810 nucleotides long. The record is from the annotation of a GenBank genome assembly. NCBI's taxonomy places the organism in Eukaryota, Bacillariophyta, Bacillariophyceae, Bacillariales, Bacillariaceae.